Sorex fumeus (smoky shrew) is the source of this 597-nucleotide messenger RNA. Its product is annotated as ferritin heavy polypeptide-like 17. The record is from RefSeq and is a predicted model, not a curated record. Gene Ontology annotation, biological process: intracellular iron ion homeostasis; iron ion transport. Lineage: Eukaryota; Metazoa; Chordata; Mammalia; Eulipotyphla; Soricidae. Bases 1 to 597 code for a protein of 198 amino acids. Gene Ontology annotation, cellular component: cytoplasm. Gene Ontology annotation, molecular function: ferrous iron binding; ferric iron binding. The transcript is spliced from 3 exons.
AUGAAGUCUGGGAAGUACACAUGCCCUGCUCCACACAGAAUUGCUCCACUUCAUGAAUUCUCAGAUGAAAUCCAUAGUGCUCACGAUUUACCAUCCUCAUCUGAAAAUGUAGGGGCUUCCAGUGCCUGUACCUCUGCCAUGGUGACCCUGCAACUGUCUGAAAUUCUCCAGAACUAUGCUCUGCAGUGCGACGCUACCAAUAGCAGCCAUAUCAGUGGGAAGUUCAAUGCAUCCUACGGAUCGGGCAGAGAAGCUGAUGCACCUGGAGAACCUGCAUGGGACUUGCCUCUGCCUGCUUGUAUCCAGCAGCCAGCCUGGGAGGACUGGAAGAGUGGCCUACAGGGCAAGGAGCAUGCCUUUAUCUUGAAGAAGAACAUCAAUCAGGAGUACAUUGGUCUGCACCAGAUGGCGAGUAACCUGCACGAAAACCACCACUGUGCAUUCCUAGAGAGCCACUUCCUUCUCCAGAAAGUCCAGGCCAUCAAGGAGCUAGCCUAUCAUUUCAUCUGCCAGCACAAGAUGGCGUCCCCAGAUGCCCCUAUGUCCCAUUACAUCCUUGAACAUUUGCUUCUGGGUGAAGCUGACAGAAAGGAUUGA